AUGCUAUGUCUACUCCUGUCACGUUUCAAUGAUCCUGCGGAAUUUCUUGCUUGCCCUUCAGCUGUUCGCGAGGAUCGUGUUCGUGGCGGAAGACUUCGGCGCACCAAAUCAACCCCCUCACCUCCUCCUCCCUCUCCCGAGGGAAGUGAAGGCGACAAUGUUGCUGCAACAGAAAAGAAACUGGAAAUCUGUAAAAAUCCUACCAGUGAGCCCCCAUCUCCCCUAGACGCUGGCCUUAGAGCAACCUCAUGUCCCAGCCACGAUGCUCCAUCCUUUGAGCAACAGUCCCAAAAAGUGUACUGGAAUCCCUCUGCCUCCGUUCCAUCACCAUCUUCUGCGUGUAGCCUUAAUUCCAUUAACCCCCAACCUGAGUUGAAGUCGGAAAACUGGAAUGCGCCUAAAUCCACCGCCGGACCAAAUGGGCCUCUGCGUUCGUACAUAUCUGCAGCGACUCCUACUUCAAACCACCACGCUCCUUACACACCCUGCUCCUCCACUUCUUCGGCCUCUGUUUCCGGGCUUUACGAAGGGUCAGCACUGAAGAAGGAGAUGGGCGACAAUGGUGCCUACCUUGCCCCCACGAAUAGCGAGCCGGCAACAGAAAUUCCUCUCAUGGGCGCCGGAGGAUCCACCAGUAUGAACGCAAAUGGAGACCAGACAUCUCUACCACUGGCGGAUAAGCUCCAGUACCCCUACCCCCGAAACACCUCAGCUCCCAGUACGAGUCAGCCUGGGGCGCUGUGGCCCCCGCGAACCUCAUCCACCUCGCGUCCCACCGACUACUACAGACCGCCACCUUCAAAGGCCAGCGGCAGAUUUGACACUGUCGACGGCGGAGGUUACUACACCACGGCUGGAGAGAACGCCUUGGUGACAGAGCCGGAGAAUGUGGAGGAGAGCUUGGAGGAGAUUUCGGAGCUCGAGGGCGAAUUGUCCUCCGAGGAGGAGGCGGCCUUGGAGGCGGAGGGUCUUGGCUUCGGCGGCAGCAGCAGAAAGCCCGCGAGUGUUCCUUUCGCAGGCAUUAACUUUGGCCAGCUUUUCUCCGCUUCAAACGCUCAUUCGGAACAGUUGAUUAUGCUGGCUAAGCUCUUCUAUCCAAAACUCAAGGAGUACCUCCUUCGAGCAAGUGUUCAGGGCGAGCUUUGCGUCAACCCCAACGACGGUGUCUUUAUGUCGCCCGAUAACGAAGGCGGUCCCAGUAGCUUGGGUCUGUCGGCAGCACUGCCCGACAGUCCUCUUGAGAACGUGCUCUGCAAGCUCUUCAGCAUGCUCGAAGACUGUCUCUUUCACAUGGUCGAUUGGGUCAACCGGACGGAGGUCUUCCGAGUAAUUCCCGUUGAGGAUAAAAUGCAGCUUCUGUACAGCAGUUGGAGCGAAGUCAUCGUGAUUGAGUUUUUACAGUGCUUGAUCCUCAACCUUCGCAUGGACGACAGACCCCUCGGUGUUAUGAAGGCGGACUCAGGGAGCCCCGGCGAGCCGUCGAACCGCGAUUUGUACUAUCUUGUCAAGGAGCUGAUCGAGUACCUCCUGGCGUCUAGCGACGACAAUCAACGACUACACGAUUUGAUUGCACGAUUCGACAUGCUACGACUCAGCGGCCACGAGUUCACCUGCCUCAAGUUCCUGGUUAUUUUCAAUCCCUACAAACAUGACGUCAAAUUAACCUCGAGCUCUGAAUACGUCCGCGAAGUUCAAGCCGAGCUCUGUCAUUUCCUCUUGCGCGCAGCCCGUCGCUCGGUGAAGCGCAGUCCACCGCCACCGCCUCCAUUCGUUGAUUUUUCCACUCACGCCUCUACUCUAGCCACCAUCGCAGCCUCAGAACGCCUCGGGCAGCUGCUUUCGCGUCUCACUGAGGUGAAACACGUGGCUUUUCAACUGGAGAAUUUCCUCGUUGCCCGCUACUACGCCAGCUAUAUCCCCAACGCGAGCCUCCUCACCGAGAUGCUUUUAACCAAACGCAGAGGCGGCCGAAAUCCCAUUGGCGUCACAUCGACUCUGCAGCCAACGCCCCCUGCCGUCUCUGAUUACGGUUUCACGCCUUUUUCACAGCCUCACCUCAAACAAGAUCCCAACGACUACACCCCGAUUCCCCCGCCCACUCUGCCCAGUUGGCGUCCCAGUGGCAGUGGCGAAGGCCUCCCUCCCACCCCUUUCACCGCCAGCACGACCGUUCCCCCCCUCGCCCCCACUCAGUACUUUCCCGUCUCGUCGGCAUCAUCGUCAUCCGACUACCAGCAAUCCUCGCAGCAACCACAGGAUCAGAGUUUUUUUAUGUCUCCCCCGCCGCCGCCGCCGCCACAACAACAACCACACACGCCCUCCGCGUCCGUCAUUUAA
Mesocestoides corti is the source of this 2337-nucleotide messenger RNA. The record is from the annotation of a GenBank genome assembly. NCBI's taxonomy places the organism in Eukaryota, Metazoa, Platyhelminthes, Cestoda, Cyclophyllidea, Mesocestoididae.